AUGAAAAACAUUUUACAGAUAGUCGAGACACCAUGGAAAAUGAGUGGAAGCAGAAACAUUGGUAGAAAAUCGCUCCAGGUGUCCAGACCUUGCAGCGCAUCAAAUGAGUUUUUGCUAACGAUUUUGUGGUUUUAAUGUCCCUUAUCAAGUUCUGCAAAAGCGAAAUUGAAUUUAAGCACUUAAUCACACCUCUUCUCUCCCUCUCUCUCUCUGUUUUUUUGAAAGUGUAAUCUUGUUUAUCACCAAGUGUUUCGGAGAACGCCCUCCAAGACCAGGAAUUGGCGCUUGCUCCGUUCUUUACACUCUCUAGCCGACGUUCGCCCACUCCCUUUAUCUUUUAUCUUUCUCGUCUUCCAUCUUUACAGUUUCAGCUUUUCUUCUAGAUCUGAAUCAUCUUCUGCGGAUUUCCAAGCUCUUAUUUAUUUAUUUUUUCCUUCUUGAUAAGGCUUGUUUUUCUAUUAUUUCUCAACCCCUUUCAUUCUUUUCUGUGAUGUGACUUUUCUGAACUUUUAGACUCAGUUUAUCAUAAUUAAUUUCCAAAAUCUUCCCAACAUCCUGACAGGAUUCGUACGAAAACUCGUAUUCCGUGAUGAUAGGCCAUCAAUUGAUUUAUUUUCCAGCAAGCUCAUUUCUCAUGAGGCUGGCCGCAUGCGGCGGUCCUAGGAAAUGAGUGAGUUCUUUUUUUUCCACGUAGAUGAUUUUUCAAUCGCUCAUUUUUAUUUUUGUUUUUCAGGUUUGUUCAAUCUCGGAUAAGAAGCCAUAGGUUUUUAAUAGUUCCAGAAGUAGUAUUCUGAAAAUAGGUUUUAAAUUUUUUUUUUGCUUUCAUUCUCUUUCUUUCCCGUCGAUCAUACAUAUCGACAUUUUUUUCUUAAACUGGAAGCUACGGUCUAUCGACUGUCUCCAGAACCAAAAAAACUUCUUUGAGAAAAAAAUAUUUAUAGAAUCAUCUUUACUUUUUUCCUAUGAAAUCGAAUUUGAUAUAUUUUUUUAGUCUGUAAAAAUGAUGAAAAAAAGUAGCUUAAAACUUGUCUUCUUUUAAUUUUUUUCCUUCUACUUGGGACCAUGCGCCGCCGAAAAAACGGGUCGCGAUCAUUUUUUAAAUGUGAGUUUUGGAUUUUUUUUUUCCUGCUCUUAAUAUUGCAAUACCUACUCCAUCAAAAUUUUCAAUACUUCUGGAGCAACAUUACGUAUCUUCUUUCAGAAGAGUCUUUGAUACUCAAAUAUUUUUAAUUUUCAAGUUACGAAAAAGAGUUUUAAUUUAAAAAACCAAAAAAACUUGAGUUUAUCAAUCCGAUAGAAUCUUUUGCAGACCGACACAAGAUCGAAAGAGAAUAGCCCAAUUCUCCCCGUCCGCCCGACAGACAAAAGUUUAAUUUAUAGUGUAAUUUCUGGAUAUUCGGCAAAAGUGCUCAUGGAACAAAACGCUAUCGUCCACAUCGUCAAAAUGGGAACAAUAAAAAGUUUGUUGGAUUCAGAAAGAUUAUUAGGAUGGAAAAUACGAUUUCAGAACGUUUUUCAAAUUCGGAACGUCACUUAACAUCUCAUUCCUAUUUUCCACUUUUAAAGUUGAGAAACAUUUUCGUAGUAAAUAGGCAAAAGCAAAAAAAAACAAGGUUCAAAAAAAUUCUUCAGUGCUACAGUUUUUCGUUGUGAAAAAAAUGCAAAAAGAAAAAUUUUUCCUAAAUUUAUUUUUUUCUGAAAAGGAAGGGGUCGGAAAAAAAUGAGCUAUGAUUCUGAAAAAAACCCUAGUUCCUUAUUUACAUAAUAUUCUAUUUCCAGUCUCAAUAAAAAAAAAUCGAAUCGUGGCCGACAUAUCUUCGGCGUGAUGGUUAUCUCUUUCAACCGCGUGAAAUCUUCGAAAGGAGAGAAGUGAGUUUUUUUUUCUAGAAGUUAAAAAUUGUUUGGAAUAGAAAACGAACCCCAACACGGAGUUUGAUUUUGAAUGCGAAACUUUUACUAUUAAUAAUCUUCCUAUUUCGAUCGCAAUUUCGUUUCAGGAAGAAAAAUCUCAUUUCUUCAACGCAGUUUGGGAAACGACGUAGCUGCUUUAUUUAUUAUCCAUUUUAUCUGUCACAAAAAUAUCUCACCUUUUAACACCAUUCCGAAACUUCCAUUACAAUCUGUGUUUCGAGUCCUUUUUCUCCUCAGAAAACUGAGCUUUCCAGUCGAUUUCUCUCUGACAGACCCUUAGUAGUAAAUUUUUUCACGAGUUUCUUUUUUCCGAGCUGGGUUUCUUGAUUUAACAACAGAAAGGCUUCGAAACUAUCGACUUCUGUGCUUGUCUUUUUGAUUUCAGCUUCAUUUAAGCUCUAGCCAUUCAUUGUUUUUUUUUGUUGUGUAAAGUUGUUUUUAUCUGUUCUAGUCAUUAUCUCCAGUUGUAGACUUGUAUAAAUGAUAGGUCUCUUUUAUUUUAGUUCAUGUUCUACUUUUUCAGCGUUCUAUUUUCCCUUCGUUCGAAAUUCCCAGCAGGACUGCAAAUUCACUUUCUAUUUUCAGGGUAACUAUUUGAUUUUUGCGGGUAACUAUCUAAUUUUUUUAGGAUAUUUGAUUUUUAAUCAAUAUUGAUUGUUUCAGAUUCUAUAGUAAACGGUUUUCGAGAAAGCUUUGUUUUUCAAAUGCAAAAAAAAAUUUGAAAAGGGAACAUUUGGAAACAAUUUCUUCACGGAUCUUCAAAUUAGAUAUACAGUUUCAAAAAAAUACUACUAAUCCUAGCCGUGUGCGUCGACAAAAAUCUUUCAUUUUUCCCAAAAAAUGGAAGCUUUGCGGCCUGCAAAAAUAUUGAUCAAUAAAAAAAAGCUAAGACGGGAUGUAUUCAGCCGACAGUCAAAGAGAACCGUCUUGAAUGUGGGAUCAGGGUGUGAUUCUUAAGGUGACCGGAGUUUUGACCGAAUUUGCCUAUUACAGCCGUUUUUGGGGAUAAACACCUGUUUUCAAGGUGUGAUCGUUCUGCCAAAAAUACCUGCGCAGAGCAAUUAAACAUAUUUUUUUUAUAAUAAGUCUUACUUAGGUAUGCUAUGUAUGAGGGUCACUUUUUCAUAACAUCAUUUCUAUCUCCUAAUAUCAGACUAUCAUUUUUUUAUUUAAAAUUUAGAGUUUUUCUCUCAAUCUUAUUAGCUGAAAUUAUACUGAAUUUGGGGGCUACCACUUGUCAGGAAACUUUUUUUCAGAUGAAGAACACUUUGAUGAAAAUGAUUUUUUCUCAUUACAGUUUACAGAGAAACACACUAUGAAAAGUAGAAUAGCUGACUUUUCUCGCAAGAAAAAAAAAAGAUUAUCGGCAAAAAACGAGACACGAAAAGGUCCCUCAGCGCCUAUACAUAUGAAGGCUUGAGGCGAUUGGCUGCACCUUUGAUGUCGGAACGCUGUUGUAAGGUGGCUGUUCCCCGGGAUGCCUUGCUCCUGAGCUUUUUGUUCUUCUCCAUCUAUUUUUAUCCGUGGUCCGCUCUUCAGAGUCUAGUUUAAAAACUUUUUUGGCAAUCGCAAUAUUCAAAAAAACAAAAUGUUUCUCUUCAACAAGUUGAAAUUGAGAACUAAACUACAUCACAAACAUACAGAGUUGUUUUUUUGUUUAUUUUCAACUGAGAUGCGUUUUCAAUCGUAGCAAUUUUUUCAUAUCUGUCAGAUGUAUGAAAAAUAAACCGAAACUAAAAUUUUUGCUGAUUAUUUCUCGUUUUUCUCAAUUUUUCGGAAUUUUUUUAUUUCUAAAAAGGAUGCUUAUCAAAAAAAAAAAAUUGUUUUUUUGAUGCCAAGAAGAUUUUGUCAAAAAGCUAAAAGCAUUCCAAAAUGUAGAAGAUUUGAAAAAGGAAUAUUAAAUUUCAGUGUGUUUGUAAUGAAUACUUGGAAAAUCAGGUUUUUUUUUCCCAUUUUUUAGUCGUUCUAAGUUUGCACAAUCUACUUGAAAGACUAUACUCGAACAAAAGCAAUGCCGACAAUCGUAACUUGAAGUAUCCCUCAAAAGGCGACUAGAAGGUCUUCUUCGCAAGACGACAAGAAGCGGGUUGAUCAAAUAAGUAAUAGUGCCCUACUUGAUCGCGUUUUCGAAGUAGGGGAUUGUAAAAGGUUUAUUGGUCAUCCUGCAUCGGUUACAUCAAAAAAAAUUUUCAAGUACUUCUUUAACUUGUUUGGUCAAUCCGCUACUUGCCGUUUGGCGAAGAAGGCCUUCUGGUCGCCUACUGAGGUAUAUUUCAAGUUAAAAAUGUCGGCAUUUUCUGUUCAAAGGUAUAGCCUAUUCCGCGCCAGCUUGUCACGUUUUUUUUCCGCCAAAAAGACCGUAUACCAAAUUUGAUCAAACUAGACCAACUUCGCUUCACGAAAUUCGGUUUUUGUUUUUGUUUUUUCUUGCAAUUAUGGAGAGUUCCGAGCGUGGCGGUACCGUUUGUGAAAAGUGACAAGCUGGCGCAGAAUGACCUAUAGUCUUUCAAAUAUACCGCGCAAACUUGUCAUAUUAAGAUAAACGCAGGUAUAGCGCUUUUUUGCGCGCUUUUUCAGUACUUUCCCGUUUCUGCGUCUCCGCUCUGAAACUUUUAUCUUUUAUCGGAGAGCAUACGGUAUUUCUGCCAAAAAAAGUUUCAAGCUGCCGCCGAAUGGAGGCUAUACAAGUAUCGUGCUGCGAAAAAGUAUUGCUCGGUCAAGAUUAAUUUCGCACUCUGUUAUUUUCAACUCUCUGAUGCAGUUUCAGUACACAGAAAAAAAAACACAGCUUCAGAAACUUUCGGGAAGAUUGAAUUCCUUACAAGAAAGUUGUGACCAAAAUCUGUAGAACUCAGAAAAAUUUCAGUUUGGAUUUUUGUGAAUGAACUGAAAAAAACUACUCACGUCAAAGGGCAGAAUAUAUGGUUAGUAACAAAACGGAUGAGGCUUUUCUGACCACUUGACUUAAUUUUAGUAACUAUCUCAUUUUAUUUCUGUCUUGUUAAAUCGACAAAAAUCGAGAAAUCGACAAAAACCGGCAACUUUUCCGCUAAUUGCAUUUCAUUGGAAAAAAACCAUGUUUUUGACCUCAGUUAAUAUCUUUUAACGCUUCUUCCAGUUGUAAAGCUUGUUGGAAGUUCAGAGACUCCCAAAGUUCACAGGAUUAAGCGGCUGUUUUUUACAAUAUUUCUGUUCGCCCACUUCUCAGCUCUCGUUUUCGAGAGAAGCUCAGUGCAGAGAAACAUUUGUUCGAUGGAAACUUGACAUUUAGCGUUUUGAAAUUAAAAUUUUGUAUGUCCAACGUCUUUUUGAACUACUUCAAGAUCCAGCGUUGGUUCUUUGGAAAACCUAAUUUUCAAAAAACUUGAUCUUUCUCUCAUCAAUCAGUCCAACUACAUUGAACUUUGUUCUAUUUUUGGAAAUCACCUUUUUUUAAUGUCAAAAACUUUUCAGCGUUUUGGAAAGAUGACAAUAUUUCAUGAGAUCCUUCUUUUUUGUCAAAUAAAAUUUUCCGUGUAUCAAUUUGACUAACUUUCUUUAUUUUCCAGCAAACUCGUUUCUCAUGAGGCUUUUCGCAUGCGAGUUGUCCUAGGAAAUCAGUAAGUUUUUUUUGGCUUUUUUUCUGAUUUAUUUCUCAUCAAAAUUUUUCUUUUUCAGGUCUGUUCAACCUCGGAUAAGGAGAUCUAGAUUUUUUAAAAUUUGAAAAUUUGUAGAAAUUGUGUGGAAACGGUUAGAUUUUAAAUUUUUUGCGUUAUUUUUUUAACCAUCGUUCAUAAAUAGCGGCAUUUUUUUUACCUAGGAGAACUGAUGUCCUUAGGAAUCAAAGUAAUAUUUAAAUAGAUUUUUAUUUAUUCAAAACUUUUCCAUGAUAUGAAAUUUAACAUGUAGGACAUAACUCAGUAGAUAAAUUUUUUUGAUUAUUUACCACACUCUGUAAAAACCACAAAAUGUGGAGAAACCUUGAAUUUAGAUAUGACGAGCAUUACGAGAAACAUACGGACCAGAAUUGAAAAGCCAAAAUUUAAUACAUAGAAAAAAUAAGAGGUCACAGAAACGUCGCAGCAAGAGGAAGGAGAGGAAGUUGUCACUUAAGAGUAGCGAGGCUACUAAAGUGGUCCCUAUAAAUGCCCCGACAUGUCCGAUUCGCGUCCCGCUCGCGUUACCAAGGUCCGAGUAGGAACAAAAUUCAUCAUAAAACAUUAAAUACUCACUUUUUAUAAGUUUCCUAUUUACAAAUUGUUCUUUUCAGAUGUAAAUAA
Molecule: messenger RNA, 6170 nt
Organism: Caenorhabditis auriculariae
Lineage: Eukaryota; Metazoa; Nematoda; Chromadorea; Rhabditida; Rhabditidae
Source: the annotation of a GenBank genome assembly